Messenger RNA from Saccostrea cuccullata (small rock oyster), 3299 nucleotides. RefSeq lists its product as uncharacterized. The coding region runs from base 1 to 1524 and encodes 507 amino acids. The transcript is spliced from 5 exons. Lineage: Eukaryota; Metazoa; Mollusca; Bivalvia; Ostreida; Ostreidae. The record is from RefSeq and is a predicted model, not a curated record.
AUGGACGGCCAUGCGAAAACAGGCUCCGCGGCUUAUUGUUGUGUGCCGCUUUGUAAUGAAGACAGUCGUCGGGGUACAGCAACAUCAUUCCACUCUUUUCCAAAGGAUCCGUCUGUACGGAAAGAGUGGAUUAUUAAAGUACGGCGAGACGAAGGCCCCGACUUCCAUAUUAAGAUAUUCUACAACUUGAUUGAUAUUUUUCAGAUAUCAAAGUCCACAUUUGUGUGUUCCAAGCAUUUUAAGGAUGAUGAUAUUGUAAGAACAUUGACAGGACUAAGAAAAUUGAAGAAAGGCACAGUACCAAGUAUAUUUCCAUGGACUAAGAGUGCACCAAGCCGUAAACCACCCAAGAAGAGGGAAGGACCUCCUCAAGAAGAAACAUCAAUUAUUAAGAAGCAGAAAACAUCAUCCUCAAUCUCGUUAGACACAGACCAACAUUCAUCAUCAACUGCAACAUGUGCCAUUGACACUUCAACAGAUAUGCCAUCUGAAGAGCAUGACUAUUGUCGCCAAGCACCAUCUCUUGAAGAAGAUCUUGAGGCCAUGAAGAUACACAUUUCUAAACUAGAAGAAAGGGUACAGCACCUUGAGAAGAAAGUAGAGAAGUUCGGAAUUGAAAGAUUUUCCAAAGAUCCAAAUUUGAUAAAUUUUUACACUGGUUUUUCUACUUAUGAUAUUUUUUGUGCUGUAUAUAAUGUUGUUGAGCCAACAGCCUCAAAUAUGAUCAGGUGGUCACAAGUUCAGAGAAAUAAGAACAUUGUUUGUAAUCCUUUUAGAGAAGAGUCUUUGUCAAUUGUAGAUCAAUUUUUUAUGUUUUUAUGUAGAAUUAGACAAGGUUUUUUUGAAGAAGAUUUAGCACAACGUUUUUGUGUGUCUCAAAGCACUGUUAGUCGUAUUAUUAUUACUUGGAGUAAUUACUUGUAUUGUAUUUUGGGAUGUUUACCCAUAUGGCCAGAUUUAGAUAUUGUUAAACAGAAUAUGCCAGAAUGUUUUAAGACUACUUAUCCCAAUACACGAGUUAUUUUGGAUUGUACAGAAAUACGUGUGCAGACUCCAAGUGCCAAAGUACUUAACUCUCAGUCAUAUUCAAAUUACAAGUCUCAUACUACCUUUAAAGGCUUGAUUGGUAUAACCCCUCAUGGUGCUGUAUGUUUUGUUAGCAGAUUAUUUACUGGCAAUAUUUCUGAUAAAGAUGUAACACAAAGAAGUGGUAUACUUGAUCUAUUAGAACAAGGUGAUGAUGUGAUGGUUGACAGAGAUUUUUUAAUCCAAGAUUUACUUGACAGUGUUGGUGCACACUUGAUUAUUCCACCUUUUUUAGGAAAUAAAGUUAAAUUUAGUAAGGAUGAAGUAACUAAAACUCAGCAAAUAGCAAGACUAAGAAUUCAUGUAGAAAGAGCUAUCAGAAGGUGUAAAGAGUACCAUAUUUUUGAUAAUGUUCUGCCAUUGUCUGUUGCUGGGACUGUAAACCAGAUUUGGUCUGUGUGUUGUUUAUUAACAAAUUUUAAAGAAAAGUUAUUUUGACAGUUAUAUUUUCAAUUGUUUGAUACUGUUUAUGUGUGUGGCAUGUAAAUGAACAUCAUCUGCAUAUUUGAUAUACCAGACAUGUACAAGUGAGAGGGUACACAUACCUGUAUAUAUUCAAAACAGAAAUAUGGCUUUAGUGCACAACACUUUUUUCCUUUGCAUGCUUUGGGAAAUUGAUUUUUCUUUGUAAAUUUUCAUUGAUAUGUUUUCAAGUGAUAUAGAUCUUUUUGGAAAAACAUUAAUACCAUGAGAUUUUAUCAAGGAUUGGGUAACUUUGAAAAUCUAAUACAGAUAUUUUAAAAUUUGAUUUAAGUACAAGAAUUUUUAAAUUAUACUGUAUAUGCAAUGCUAUCAUAAUUACUUUUGGUAAUCAACGCAAUUGCAAUUUUAUUAAGAUUUAUGUUGCAUGAUUAUUUUUUUUGUAUGAACAUAAAUGACAACUUUUUUGAAAAGGACAAGGCUUUGAACAAAUUUGGAUUUGAACAAACUUGAAUCUACACUAUAUAGGGAAGCUUUUGCCUCUUAUGGCUAUGAAAGUGGGGUUUUUUUCAGUAGAAAAAAAAAUAAUGAUGCCAAAUUUUCAUUCUUUCCCAAUCAUCUCCCCAUUACAUACAUGUAUAGAGAGAAUGGGGUACUUCAUUUAAAAUUUUAACAGAUGACAGACCCUCUUUAAUCAGAAAAAAGCUUAUUUAAACUUUUGGAUUAACAAAACAAAGAAACCAAACAAACAAAAAUAAUAGCAUGCAUGUACUCACAUGUACAAUUUUUUUCUUUUUAUGAUCCAUCAUAGAUGUUAUUUUCAGUAUCGAACACAUUUUGGUAAAAAGCAAUUGAAGUAAAAUAUGUCAAGUUUCUGUUUUAUUUCCUGCCACUUUCCUGGUAGAAAGUUAAUUCUUUCCAGAUGGUAGUCAUCUUUACACCAAAUGAACAAAUCGCACCACAAAGCACCGGUCAAACCCAUUUGACCCAUUAUCUGAUAAUAAUAUUCAUGGGAGGAUUUUAGUUUGUAGCUGUUAUUCACAAGAGUUAAAUAUUUUAAAUUUGUGAUGGAAUCUGAAUUUGGACAUUUAAUUUCUAAGAGUCCAUACAUAGGAACAGAGUUGGGGUCUAUGACUUUCCUGUCAGGAGAAGUUCCCAAAUAAAAACAUGAGGGAUUGAUGACUAAGCCUGCUUUAAACACAUUAUUUCCUGUUAUAGUGGCGUAUGCUUCUGCUGCCUCCUGUUCGUGUUCAAGUCCAAAUUUCAUUGCUGCUGUUUGAAUUUUGUUACUUUUUAAUAAUGCGUCAGCCAAAGUUUCGAAAUCUUUUUUCCGUGAACAAACUCUUUUAAAUUUAGAUGAAGUAAUUCUGUGUUUUCUUGCUGAAUUCCAGUAGGGAUUUUUAGACUGUUCAAUUGUAUUUUGUUCAAUGUCAUCAGAAUCAGUUUUUGACACGGCAAGUCCAUCAUAAAAAUUUUGUUCACCCAGAUUUAGAGCUGUAUUAAAAGUUUGAUCAAGAAUAGGUAAAUUAUAUCCAGGAAAAGUAGGAAACGCAGGAUUGUUUAUAAUUGUAUCGUUACUUUCGUCAAUUUUCUUUUGCUGAUAAGAAAGAAGGGAACCUUUGGGCACUGGUCCAACUUUUGAUUCAAUGGUCUCAAUGGAAUUAAUUUUGGAGGAAGGUGGCAGUAUGGUUUUAAAUUGAGCAUUUGUUGCCAUUAUAUUUUGAUUGAGAGAUUCCAAAAUGUUCUGAUAUGGUAUAGGUUGCUGUAUUGGACAAUAAAAUUUUGAUUUCACA